UUCUAUGGAGACGCCGUAGCUGACAAACUUUAGCCUGUACUUGGCGGUGCUUUCUUCUCUCCGGUGGAAUAAAAAGCACUAGUUUGUCAGUGUGUGCCGCUUGUCGUCGAAGCCAUGUUAGCUGAGGCUCGGGGUCCUGACCCUCUGAUAUCAGUAGAUCCAUGGAAGCCCUCCACCCUUGGAAAGGAUAUCAAAGAUCCAGGGAUUCAGCACAGGCAACGUGGUGGGAAGCACCAAAGGCGGGCAUCUAGUCAAAGAAGCUGCUUCAUGGGUUUGGAAACUAGGCGAGAGCUGGUCUGGGAGGACUGGGACCUGGGAGGAGAGUUCACCAAGACUUUAGUGCUGAGGAACAUUCAUAAAAAGCUGCAAAAGCUACACAUAAGACCUCCAGCAUCCAAGUGUUUUUCUACUUCGAUAGCUGAGAUAAUUGUCCUCAGUCCAGGGACUUCUUUCUCAAUACCAGUCACUUUUAGACCGUACCAAAGGGGUGAGUACGAGGACAGCAUUGAGUUUCAAGGCAAAGAGGGCAGCUUUCAAGUAUGCCUCCGUGCCAUCAUUCCCUGUCAUGUCCUGGAGGUGCCUGACUCUGUGAUGCUCCCACUCUGUGCUGUCCAACACUCAUCACACACUAAUUUCCUGUUAAAAAAUGCCAGUAAACUCCAGACAAGCUUCCAAUUUGAAUGUGAUACACCAUUCCAGCUGAAUCCAAAGCAAGGCAUGUUGAAACCCGGCCAGGAGUGUCACAUCACGGUGGUCUUCCAGCCACAGGAGGCGCUGGUGUACCAGCAGCAUGCUUACUGCUGGUUUGGAGAAGAAGGGGACAAGGCUGAAAACUGCUGCACUGUGCUUCUGCAGGCACUAGCCAAAUACCCGUAUCUUCAGUUGAGAAAUCCCAGUAGCCAGGAGGAAGAAGGAUGGGGUGAUCCGGUGCUGCAGUUUGGUUCUGUGGUAAUUGGCCAAUGUUUGCGGAAACACUUUGACAUCUUUAAUCCCUCUCCGGUAACUGUAUCUUUUUCUCUAUCACCACUGUCAGGUGGCAUACCCUUGCUUGGAUCAGUAUUCAGCUGUGAUGUCACCAGGGGUAAUGUGGCACCUGGUGGAUCACUACGAGCUACAGUCACUUAUUCUCCUGCUAUAGUGAAUACUGUCUCUGUUGA
Messenger RNA from Amphiprion ocellaris (clown anemonefish), 1157 nucleotides. Its product is annotated as cilia- and flagella-associated protein 65-like. The transcript has 8 exons. NCBI's taxonomy places the organism in Eukaryota, Metazoa, Chordata, Actinopteri, Pomacentridae. The annotation marks the transcript as partial. The record is from RefSeq and is a predicted model, not a curated record.